Phalaenopsis equestris is the source of this 2837-nucleotide messenger RNA. RefSeq names its product receptor-like serine/threonine-protein kinase SD1-8. NCBI's taxonomy places the organism in Eukaryota, Viridiplantae, Streptophyta, Magnoliopsida, Asparagales, Orchidaceae. Gene Ontology annotation, molecular function: ATP binding; protein serine/threonine kinase activity. Gene Ontology annotation, biological process: recognition of pollen; protein phosphorylation. The record is from RefSeq and is a predicted model, not a curated record. The transcript has 7 exons. Bases 125 to 2587 code for a protein of 820 amino acids.
CAUUAAUGACUAAUCCAUUCCAUAAAAGUCUUCCCUUUAGGAAUCUUACAGGUUACAUAUUGCCAAUAUUCAGACGUGACAGAAUAAAACAAAAAUAAGGAAAAAAAAAAAGAAAGGGAAAAACAUGAAGGUUGUCUCACUUCUGCUUCUUUUUCUUUCUAAUCUCUUCAAUACUUCGUUAGCAGGAGACACCAUCACUCCAAAUUCCUCCAUCAAAGAUGGCCAAACCCUCAUAUCAGCCAGCGGAAUCUUCGAGCUCGGCUUCUUCAGCCCCGGAAGUUCAAAGAUGAGAUUUUUAGGCAUUUGGUACAAGAAAAUCCCUGUCCAAACUGUCGUAUGGGUGGCCAACAGAGACGCUCCACUCUCAGAUACUUCCGGGAGUCUAACGAUCGGAGAAGCUGAUAAAAAUCUCAUCUUGCUCGAUGGAUCACAGACACCUAUCUGGUCGACGUCACCUUCAUCAAAAUCGAUCAAUCCAAUUGCACAACUGUUGGACAAUGGCAACUUCGUUCUUAGAAACAACGAUGGUACUUCCGAAAUCUACGUUUGGGAAAGUUUUUACAGUCCCUGCGACACUCUUCUUCCUGGAAUGAAGCUCGGUUGGAACUUAAAAGCCGGAAUUGAGUCAAAACUCACAACAUGGAAGAGCUUGGACGAUCCUUCUAAUGGAGACUACUCGUUCAGUCUUGAUCUUAGGGGAUCACCAGAGAUGUUCGUAAGGGAUGGAUCGCAGCCAACUUACAGGAACGGUCCAUGGACUGGUUUUCAAUUCAGCGGCGAACCGGAGAUGGCUCCAAAUAGCUACAUCAGCUUCGAUUUCGUCUCUAAUCAAGACGAGAUAUACUACACCUACAAAAUGCUCGACAGCUCCAUCACCUCCAGAUUGGUGCUGAACCAGUCUUUGCUUCAAAGGUACGUCUGGUAUGAUUCCAUGUCUUCGUGGUCUCUGUACUGGUCAGUUCCAAGGGAUCAAUGUGAUUCCUAUGCUGAAUGUGGUCCUUAUGGUGUCUGCAACCCAAAUUAUUCGCCAGUUUGUAGAUGUGUUCGAGGAUUUGAGCCAAAAAACCUGCAAAAUUGGAACUUGAGAGAUGGAUCUGAUGGUUGUGUUCGAGUUACAGAGCUGGAUUGCAAAAAAGGAGAUGGCUUUCUGAAAAUGAGCGGAAUAAAGCUUCCGGAUACAACAAUGGCUGUGGUUAUUGAGAGUGUUAGUUUGGAUCAGUGCAGGCUAAAUUGCUUGAAGAAUUGUUCUUGUUUGGCUUAUGCGAGCGCUAAUAUCAGUGCUGGAGGGAGCGGUUGCAUUACUUGGGGAAGUGAGCUGAUGGAUCUGAAGCAGUUUGCUGAUGGAGGCCAAGAUUUUUAUAUAAGAUUAGCAGCUUCUGAACUUAGAGGAAACUACAAGAAGAAACAUGUAAUUAUAACAGUUGUAAUUUUCUUUGUGCUGAUUCUUCUAUUGGGAUCUGCUGGAUAUUGGCUCUGGAAAAAGAAGGUGAACAUUACUGGUUAUUGGAGAAAUAAGUCAAGGCAGUUGUCAUUUGGUUCUGUAAUUACUGAACAUCUGUCAGAUGAUGAAGGUAGCAAGAGGAAAAAUACAGAUCUCCCAUUAUUUGAUUUAGAAACUGUACUAGUUGCUACUCAGAAUUUUUCAAUUUCUAAUAAGCUUGGAGAAGGUGGAUUUGGAAUAGUCUAUAAGGGUAAGCUUGAAGAUGGUCAAGAAAUAGCUGUGAAGAGACUGUCAAAAGGUUCAUUGCAAGGACUGGAGGAGUUUAAAAAUGAAGUUAUGUUGAUUGCUAAGCUUCAGCACAUCAAUCUUGUUAGAUUGCUUGGCUGUUGCCUUCAGGGAGAGGAGAAGAUGCUCAUUUAUGAGUACAUGGAAAAUAGGAGCUUGGACACCAUAAUAUUUGAUAAAACUAAAUCUUCUCUCUUGAGCUGGCCGAUGCGAUUCAAAAUCAUCGUCGGUGUUGCUCGUGGGCUCAUCUAUCUUCACCAGGACUCGAGGUUUCGAAUCAUUCAUAGGGAUUUGAAAGCAAGCAACAUUUUGUUGGAUCAAGAGAUGAACCCUAAGAUUUCUGAUUUUGGAUUGGCGAGAAUGUUUGACGGAGAGGAGACCGAUGCGUAUACUAAGAGAGUAGUUGGAACAUAUGGAUACAUGUCGCCAGAGUAUGCAAUGGAUGGCAUCUUCUCGGCAAAAUCAGAUGUCUUUAGCUUCGGUGUAUUGGUUCUAGAAAUCGUGAGUGGAAAGAAGAACAAAGGAAUUCAUAUUUCUGACCAACGUAUAAACCUUCUCGCUUAUGCGUGGAGUCUAUGGAAAGAAGGGAAGGCAUUGGAGUUGUUUGAUGCAUCAUUAGAUGAUUCCUGUUUAGAGAGUGAGGUGUUGAGAUGCGUUCACUUAGGACUAUUGUGUGUUCAAGAAAGAGCAGAUGAUAGGCCAUCAAUGUCGUUGGUGCUUCUUAUGCUAUCGAGUGCGAAUGUUAUGUUGCCACGUCCUAAAAAUCCGGGUUUUUGGGACGCCGAAAGCUCGAGCGAAACCAAAUUGUCUUGGAGCUUUUCUACUAAUGAUAUGUCCGUGACGAAGCUCGAGGGUCGGUAGAGCAAUGAACAAAGUGUUCUUUUGACUCUUUUGAAUUUGAAGGGUUCAAGAUACGACAAUGUUGCAUUACUUUGAAGAAUGCAAUAUGCAGGGAACAUCAUAAGAAUGCUUUCUUGGUCUUCAUAGGAUCGUUUUACUAAGAAAACUUUAAGCAAAUAUUGUUUAAUUUUCUUUGAGUGUUUUUUAUUAUUUGAUUUUAUUUAUGUAAAGGAGAAAUAUUAGAGAAAUGUACUACAAGAAGAUGUUUAUA